Molecule: messenger RNA, 368 nt
Organism: Meloidogyne enterolobii
Lineage: Eukaryota; Metazoa; Nematoda; Chromadorea; Rhabditida; Meloidogynidae
Source: the annotation of a GenBank genome assembly
AUGUUUAAUUCACUUCCAAUUGAAAUAAAACUAGAUUUAUUAAAAUGUCUCAAUUUUGAUCAAUUAUUUAAUUUUCGACAAACAAAUUUUUAUUUUAAUGAAUUUAUAAAUAAAAAUGAGGAAAUUUUGGCACGAAAAGAAUUUUAUUCAAUUAGAAUUGAAAGGUAUUGGGAUGGAAGAGAAUAUACUCCAAUAGGGGAUAAAGUUAUCGAAUUAGAUUUUAAAUUUGGUUAUUCUUUGGAUUAUAAAUUGGAUGAACAACUUAUUGGGAAGGUAAACUAUAAUGAAUUAUUAAACAUUUUUUAAUGAGUAGAAGGGGAAACAAAUUAAACAGCAAAAAAAUCGCUUGCCAAACGUUAAAAUUUUUU